Pterocles gutturalis (yellow-throated sandgrouse) is the source of this 681-nucleotide messenger RNA. It is a transcript of the gene CLRN3, whose product is annotated as clarin 3. The record is from RefSeq and is a predicted model, not a curated record. Bases 1 to 681 code for a protein of 226 amino acids. The transcript is spliced from 3 exons. NCBI's taxonomy places the organism in Eukaryota, Metazoa, Chordata, Aves, Pterocliformes, Pteroclidae.
AUGCCAUCCAGAAAAAAAACCGUCAUGUUUGCGUCCGCCUUUUUUACCUGCGUUUGCUCUUUUGCGCUGAUUUGCGUUGUUCUGGCGACGCAGCACUGGAUGAGCAGCGAGGUUCACUUCUCCGACACGAAUUCCAACGCUACCGUGAGCCUCACUUACGGCCUUUUUAGUGGGACCUGUACACGGGUUGCUGGAGGAAUUCAGGUGGAAGGAAAGGAUUUCCAAGUUUCCAAGACCCUGACGGACACCAAGACGAAAAGCAUCAUCACCACGGUUAUUGUGAUUCUGGUUCUUGGUUUACUGACCUCCCUACUGAGUUCCGGAUUUACCUGCACUAAUGCUGUCAGUAAUCCCUACCAGACGUUUUUGGGACCCAUCGGAGUGUACACCUGGAAUGCUUUAUGCGGAAUCUUCGUACUUUUAGCCAUGAUACUUUUUCCUGUGAACAUAGAAGAAAAUGGCCUGUCUCUAGAAUUGGCCUCUGAAUGUGGUGGUUCUCUGCAGACACACAGGAAAUCUGAGCACACUUACGGGUAUUCAUAUUGGAUCAUGCUGCUCAUUAUUCUUCUGAACAUUGCUUCUGUCAUCAUCAUCUAUUUCUAUGAGCACGCACGAUAUUCUAAGAAGAAAGAACAGCAAAGACCCAUUGAAAACGCACCAAAAGAUGUCAUUCUGUUUUAA